AUGUCGUCGUCGUCGCCGUCGACGGACGCGCGGGUGUUCGACGCGGGCGUGCCGGUGUCCCAGCUGCCGUGGGGCGCCGAUCUCGCGCGCGUUUCUUCGUCGAUCGCGUCGCGCGACCUCGAGUACGCGGACGACGACGUUCCCCUGCGAGGGUACGCCUCCUUCGACGCGCGCGCGGUGGAGGAGACGCGGAAGCGCGGCGCGACGGGGACGGGCGGCGGCGGUCUCGACGGCGUGGUCGUGCUCCACACCGCGAUAGGCCCGGGAGAGGUGUUCGUGAGAAGCUGCGUCGACGCGCUCGCGAGCCUGGGAUACGCCGCCGCCGCGCUCGACAUGUUCGGUCUACCCGAGUGCGUGUUCGACGCCGAGACGCGCGAAACGGCGUUCGGGGCGCUCAGGCGCGACCGGAGCUCGGCCGCGAAGCGCGUCGCCGCGGGCGUGCGCGCGCUCGAGGCGCAACCGGAGUGCGGCGGCGUCCGAUGCGUCGUCGGGUUUUGCCUCGGCGGACGGUGCGCGUUGGACCUGGCGCGCUCGGGGUUCGGCGCGAGCGUCCGCGGCGUGGUCUCGUUCCACGGGAUUCUGGACGACCCGUCGGACGAGGGGCUGCCGCGGAGCGCGGUCGCCGCGAAUCCGCCGUCGGUCUUGAUUUUCCACGGAGAGGAGGACCCUUUCUCGACGGCGGCGGCGAAAGAGGCGUGCCUCGCCGAUUUGCGCGCUCGCGGCGUCGCGACGGAAUUUCACGGUUUCCCCGGGGUGAAGCACGGGUUCACGCGCCCGGAGAAGACGACCGAGGAGGACGCGCGAGCGGGUUUCGGGUACGACGCCGCGGCCGCGGAGAAGAGCUGGACGCGAUGCAAAGCGUUCAUCGCGGAGACGUGCGAGUAG
Messenger RNA from Micromonas pusilla CCMP1545, 885 nucleotides. RefSeq lists its product as uncharacterized. The transcript has a single exon. Gene Ontology annotation, molecular function: hydrolase activity. Bases 1 to 885 code for a protein of 294 amino acids. Lineage: Eukaryota; Viridiplantae; Chlorophyta; Mamiellophyceae; Mamiellales; Mamiellaceae. The record is from RefSeq and is a predicted model, not a curated record.